AUGGAGAUACCAUGGCUUCCCAGAAGCAAGGAAAACUUGACCUUCAUCCGGCAAGUUCCCAAAUUCCUGCAGGCCCAUGCCCAUCUCCUCGGCAAGGGGCAGGGCGCUCAGGGCGAGGACGACCCCACCGCGGUGGACGACGACCUGGCCCUGAAGCGGCAAAGCGACGAGCCGGAUGCGGAGGACGACGCGCGGGAGAAGGAGGAGGCCCUGGCCCAGGCCCUGGCCGCAGACCCCAACCUCCUCCUGCAGCAUCCCGAGCUGGCUGAUGUGGCUAUCAAGGUGAAAGCUGGCGAGCUCAAGGAGAAGGGGAACCGGGCGUUCAACGAAGGGAAGUUUGAUGAAGCAGCCAGGCACUUCCAGGAAUGCGUGGUCCUUUGUCCCAGGGACGAGGUGUUCUGGAGCAACCUGUCUGCUGCCCGCGCCAGCCUGAAGGACUGGCCUGCCGCAUCGGCGGCCGCGGAGACGGCCAUCGGCCUGAAGCCACGCUGGGCCAAGGCGCAUGCGCGGCUGGCGGCCGCCUACACUGGCCAGGAGGACCAUGUCAGGGCGUUGGAACGGUAUGAGCGCGCCCUGCAGCUGGAGCCCUCCAACGGGCAGUUCCAGGAGGCGCUGUCGCGGGCGAGGGUCGCGGCGGGCAAGCAGGAGGCCGAGGGCAAGCACCGCUUCAAGAGGAAGGCCUCCGCUGCAGCGGAGGAGAGGCCAGUCGCGCUGGCCGGGUCGGGGAAGGCCCCGGUCAAGAAAAGGAGCACGAUCCUUUCCUUCUCUGCUGACGAGGACGAUGACGGGGAGACUUGA
Messenger RNA from Auxenochlorella protothecoides, 798 nucleotides. Its product is annotated as STI1-like protein. The transcript is spliced from 5 exons. Gene Ontology annotation, molecular function: Hsp90 protein binding. Bases 1 to 798 code for a protein of 265 amino acids. The record is from RefSeq and is a predicted model, not a curated record. NCBI's taxonomy places the organism in Eukaryota, Viridiplantae, Chlorophyta, Trebouxiophyceae, Chlorellales, Chlorellaceae.